Molecule: messenger RNA, 1215 nt
Organism: Fundulus heteroclitus (mummichog)
Lineage: Eukaryota; Metazoa; Chordata; Actinopteri; Cyprinodontiformes; Fundulidae
Product: perilipin-2
Exons: 6
Coding region: 88-1158 (356 amino acids)
Biological process (GO): lipid storage; positive regulation of triglyceride storage
Cellular component (GO): cytosol; lipid droplet
Source: RefSeq, a predicted model, not a curated record
CUCAACAGCACACCUGAGCAAUGAGCGUCAUGUUGCUCUGAACCUUUUCCCAAGCAGGUCAAGUGUUCACAGGAAGCCUCGGUUUACAUGUUAACUACAUUUUUGGUGUUCGAAAGGUGCAAUACGAUGCCCGUGAACAAUAACAACAAGAAAGUAGUGCCGAAUGCAGCCGCGCGGGUAGCCAGGCUGCCCGUGGUUCGCUCAGCCUGCGCCUCCCUGUCGGUCCUGUACAGAGACGCUAAAGGCAGCAGCCCCGGCCUGAGGUCCCUGUGCGAGGCGCUGGAGGGCGGAGUGAUCGCUGUGAGCUCGGCGGCCUGCAGCAGAGCUUCGCCCGUCAUUGUUCAGCUGGAGCCGCAGAUCUCUGCUGCAAAUGACAUUGCAUGCAAAGGUCUUGACUGGCUGGAGACUUCAUUCCCUGUUCUCUUGAAGGCCCCGGAUGAGGUUGUUGCUGCUGCCAAGAACAAGGCGAACGAGAUUCGGGAUGUGGUGUGUAUUGCAGCCGGCGGGACUGUUGGCAGUGUGCCACACACGGUCACGUGGAUGAUCAGCAGGCUGCAUCAGGGGGAGGACGGUGGGACCCUGUCGCUGGUGGAGAGGGCUAUCAGCGUGGCCAGUGUGGGGCUGGACUCGGCUCUAACUUUGUCAGAGGCUCUGGUGGACCAGGUGCUUCCACCACCUGAAGAGGAGAAAGAGGAAGAUGCCCGCUUGGUGGAAGGUUUUGAGGCCACGAUCCGCUCAGGAACUUACCCCGGCAGAGUGAUGAAGCUUACGGCUAAAGUGUGUAGGAGGAGCUACCGCACGGUCGGCUCAAAGAUCCACUCUGUUCAGAUCACGGGGAGCUUAUCCAGAUCUGCCACUUUGGUUCAGGACCUCCAGACAAGCUGUCAGACUCUGGUGUGGAGCCUCCAAGGACUACCUCAGUACUUGCAGCAUCAGGCGGUCUCUGUUUUCUUCUUCAUUAGUCAGAUGUACAACCUGAGCUGUCCGUCAUCCCGGCAAGAACAAACUCGCCGCAGAGGCCGUGUCAGCGCUGCUGGGGCCUCGCCUCUGUCCAAGGGCCAGGCUCGUUCACAGAGCACGCCAUCUUUCCGGAUGAGGCCCACCAGGACGUCUGUGUUUGAUACCGGCUGUUUUGUCAAGAGUUGUGUGGGUCGUUAAGUUUCACUGUUAUUUAUUUCUGGAUUUAAACUGUUUGAAAUAUUAAAAAUUAAAGUU